AUGGGACUUCUCCCCAAAUCCUCCUACUAUGACCAGCACUACAAGCAAUCCGCCGCCUUGAUCCGCGCCCGCCGCCCCUACCUGUUCAAGAACGCAGCGACGGGAGUGAGCCUGUUUGGUUUCUGCGUGGGUGUCUACUGGUUCACCAUCCGCGCCGUCUCGCAGGACGACUUCGAAGACGUCAAGGUUCCCGACGCGGCAACGCCGGUCCAGGCUCCGACGGCUGGCGCGAGUACGAUGGCUAGGCAGUUCGACACAGCAGCAGCUGGCAAAUAG
Messenger RNA from Drepanopeziza brunnea f. sp. 'multigermtubi' MB_m1, 276 nucleotides. RefSeq lists its product as uncharacterized. Gene Ontology annotation, cellular component: mitochondrial inner membrane. NCBI's taxonomy places the organism in Eukaryota, Fungi, Ascomycota, Leotiomycetes, Helotiales, Drepanopezizaceae. Gene Ontology annotation, biological process: mitochondrial respiratory chain complex IV assembly. The record is from RefSeq and is a predicted model, not a curated record.